This is a messenger RNA of Coprinopsis cinerea okayama7#130, 1488 nucleotides long. Its product is annotated as DNA primase large subunit Spp2. Bases 1 to 1488 code for a protein of 495 amino acids. Gene Ontology annotation, cellular component: alpha DNA polymerase:primase complex. NCBI's taxonomy places the organism in Eukaryota, Fungi, Basidiomycota, Agaricomycetes, Agaricales, Psathyrellaceae. The transcript is spliced from 8 exons. The record is from RefSeq and is a predicted model, not a curated record. Gene Ontology annotation, biological process: DNA replication, synthesis of primer.
AUGUUCAAAGUAGGUGAACGAAAGCCCAACGUCCUCAAUCAAGGUUCAACGGCCAGUCACCUACCAAGCUCAGCAAAUGGCUUGAAGUAUCCACUACCAUUGAAUUUCUAUGACAAGCCACCACUAUUUGACGUGACGAUUGAGGAAUUCGAAACUUGUGCAUUGGACCGACUCCGGAUUCUCGCCGAAAUCGAGUCUUCAGCAGCGCGAAACAGGACAUGGGACGAACUUACGAAGGUCAUCCGGGCGCAAUGCGAGAAAUACAUGCCAUUGAAGGAUAAUUCAUCAACCACGGACAGGGAUGAGCAAAGGAGAAGAGACCACCUCAGUCAUUUCGUGUUGAGGCUUGCGUUUUGUCGAUCAGAAGACUUGAGGAGGAGAUACGUGAAGGCAGAGACGCAGUUGUUCAAGAUUCGCUACGAGGAUAGUGCGCUCGCUGACAGGGAGGCGUUUCUGAAUUCCAGGGAUUUCAACUAUAUUCCCGUCAGUGCAGAGGAGAAGAACAAAUACCGUGAUCAACUCUAUUCACUAUACUUUCUACCGAGACCCGAGGCAGAGAAGAGGGCUGCUUUUGAUAGGGAAAAGUACGUCAAGGUUCGGUGGUCUCGAGUACCGGACCUUGUCGAGAAGCGGAGAGUAUUCUUGCAUGGCGGUUGGGCUUACGUUCCCUCACAAGAACAGGCGAGCAUCGUAUAUCAAGAAUUUGAAAGCAGGUUGGAGAAGGUGCUCGAGAUGACUGCGCGCCUUCUACCUCGACUGGACGAAGACGACCGACUGAUACCCAUACUGGAAAACCUGGCGCAAGGCUUCCUCACCGGCGUCCCAUCGGAAUGGAUGGGCGAAAACGGAGUGCAAGGGAGCGGUGAAGAGCUGAAGGCCGAAAUGAUCGACGAUUUGGCCAAGAAACACUUCCCACUGUGCAUGAAGACCCUACACGAUAAACUUAGACGAGACAAUCACUUGAAGCACUUUGGAAGGCUGCAAUACGGUCUUUUCCUGAAGGUUUUGGGCCUUUCGGUCGAAGAAGCUGUCGCUUUUUGGAGAAAAUCGUUCAGCAGAAUCACAGACGACAAGUUCAACAAAGAGUACCGCUAUAACAUUCGUCAUUCGUAUGGUCUAGAGGGUAAAAGAGCCAACUAUCCCGCCAAAAACUGCCUUCAGAUUUUAGCUCCUGGAAACACCAACGACUGCGGAUGCCCUUAUAGGACGUACACCUCAGAAAACCUUCAAUCCACUCUAUUAUCGGCGUAUGCACCACUGGGGCUAAAGGCAUCGGAUCUGCAGGAGGUGAAGGCGACGGUGGACGGCGGCCACUACCAUGUUGCAUGUACUCGAGUAUUCGAGAUCACGCACGCGCAGUAUGGGAUUAAGAAGGGUGAAGGGGUGGGCGGGGGCGAGAGCGUAACGCAUCCGAACCAAUACGCUUCGCGAAGUCGGGAAUUGAGGAAAGCAACGGAGGGGGAUGCAGAGAUGGCGGAGGCGAGCUGA